This is a messenger RNA of Ailuropoda melanoleuca (giant panda), 9583 nucleotides long. RefSeq names its product solute carrier family 4 member 8 (gene SLC4A8). NCBI's taxonomy places the organism in Eukaryota, Metazoa, Chordata, Mammalia, Carnivora, Ursidae. Gene Ontology annotation, molecular function: sodium:bicarbonate symporter activity; solute:inorganic anion antiporter activity; monoatomic anion transmembrane transporter activity. Bases 732 to 4049 code for a protein of 1105 amino acids. The transcript is spliced from 25 exons. Gene Ontology annotation, cellular component: plasma membrane. Gene Ontology annotation, biological process: bicarbonate transport; monoatomic anion transport; regulation of intracellular pH. The record is from RefSeq and is a predicted model, not a curated record.
UGGAAACAUUUUUGUGGAAUUAUUUCAACAAUCCACCUGGGCUCGACUCUGUGCUUUUCUUUGCCAACCUAAGACCAGAGGAGAAGACCUGAGUCGGAGUGAGUCUGUGGAGGGGGGUCUGAUCACUGCCUGCCCGCUUCUCUUUAAUGCACUUUAAUCUAGCCACUAGUUCAGAGAUUAACAAGUAAUUUUAGAAAGCCCUUCCCCCUCAUCCUCUGGUACUUCCUUCUUCAAUCCCAAGGGCCGUUUCCUCAGAAUUUGAAAACCAUUACCUAAGCAAUAACAGCAGAAUUAGACAAAACCGACACUUUCUCAGUUUUCAAGGGUCAGGUGCAGCCGCAAAUAGCAGCACGAGAUUUUCAAUUUCUAGCAAGCAGCUGGGAGGACCUUUCAGCCCCUAGGCCCCCGAAGGGAGGGAGGCGGUUUCCAAGGCAACCGGGCCCGGAGCGGUAGCCUCCCCAGGCUCCCUCCUCCUCCUCCCGGUAGCCCAGGGUACCGCCGGACAGCGUCCUCCCGUGCUCCGCGCGCUGAUUGGCCGCACAGGCCGCGCGCUGAUUGGCUGCGGCGAGGCCUCGCGGGCCGGUGGCAAUGGAGGCGGCGGCGGUUGAUGGUUGACCGUUGGCUCCGGGGUAGGGGUCGCCUCUCGGGCGAUCGGCUCAGAGCCGACCGGAGCGCGCGGGCUGCUGACGCUCGGCCUGGAGCCGUCGGGCCAGACCUAGCUGGGUUCCGCCAUGCCGGCCGGCAGUAACGAGCCGGACGGCGUCCUCAGCUAUCAGAGACCAGAUGAAGAGGCUGUGGUGGAUCAGGGUGGGACCAGUACAAUUCUCAACAUUCACUAUGAGAAAGAGGAGUUGGAAGGUCAUAGAACUCUGUAUGUGGGCGUUCGGAUGCCGCUGGGUCGGCAGAGCCAUCGCCAUCACCGAACGCAUGGCCAGAAGCACCGGAGGCGAGGGCGGGGCAAAGGAGCCAGCCAGGGGGAAGAAGGCCCAGAGGCCCUGGCCCACGACACACCAUCUCAGCGUGUUCAGUUCAUUCUUGGCACUGAGGAAGAUGAAGAGCACGUGCCUCAUGAGCUGUUCACAGAGCUGGAUGAGAUCUGUAUGAAAGAGGGAGAAGAUGCUGAGUGGAAGGAGACAGCUAGGUGGCUGAAGUUCGAAGAGGACGUGGAGGAUGGGGGUGAACGCUGGAGCAAACCUUAUGUGGCAACCCUUUCGCUGCACAGUCUCUUUGAGCUAAGGAGCUGCCUUAUUAAUGGAACAGUCCUUCUGGAUAUGCGGGCAAAUAGCAUAGAAGAAAUUUCAGACCUGAUCCUGGACCAGCAAGAACUGUUCAGUGACCUGAAUGACAGCAUGAGGGUUAAAGUACGAGAAGCCCUGCUCAAAAAGCAUCACCAUCAGAACGAAAAAAAGAGAAAUAACCUCAUUCCCAUUGUUCGCUCCUUUGCUGAGGUUGGCAAGAAGCAGUCCGAUCCACAUUCGAUGGAUAAAAACGGUCAAACUGUGUCUCCUCAGUCUGUUCCCACUACAAGUCUUGAAGUAAAAAAUGGAGUGAAUUGUGAACACAGCCCUGUGGAUUUAACCAAGGUGGAUCUUCAUUUCAUGAAAAAAAUUCCCACUGGGGCAGAGGCCUCAAAUGUCCUGGUGGGAGAGGUGGAUACUCUGGACCGCCCCAUUGUUGCCUUUGUAAGGCUGUCUCCAGCUGUUCUUCUCUCGGGCCUGACCGAAGUGCCCAUCCCAACAAGAUUUUUGUUUAUCCUAUUGGGUCCAGUAGGGAAAGGUCAGCAGUACCAUGAGAUUGGCAGAUCCAUGGCUACCAUCAUGACAGAUGAGAUUUUUCAUGAUGUGGCAUAUAAGGCGAAAGAGCGAGAUGAUCUCCUGGCAGGGAUUGAUGAGUUCCUGGAUCAGGUCACUGUGCUGCCUCCAGGAGAGUGGGACCCCUCCAUUAGAAUUGAGCCACCCAAAAACGUCCCUUCCCAGGAGAAAAGGAAAAUGCCUGGAGUUCCAAAUGGAAAUGUUUGCCACAUAGAAGCCGAACCACAUGGGGGCCACAGCGGGCCAGAACUCCAGCGCACCGGGCGGCUAUUUGGGGGCUUGGUUUUGGACAUCAAGCGGAAGGCCCCCUGGUACUGGAGCGACUACCGGGAUGCGCUCAGCUUACAGUGUUUGGCCUCCUUUCUGUUCCUGUACUGUGCCUGCAUGUCACCUGUCAUCACCUUUGGGGGAUUGCUCGGAGAAGCCACUGAGGGACGCAUAAGUGCAAUUGAAUCCUUGUUUGGAGCCUCCAUGACUGGGAUUGCCUAUUCCUUGUUUGCGGGACAGGCUCUCACCAUCCUGGGAAGUACGGGGCCAGUGCUUGUAUUUGAAAAGAUUUUGUUCAAAUUCUGCAAAGACUACGCUCUUUCAUACCUCUCCCUGCGAGCUUGUAUCGGACUGUGGACCGCCUUCCUGUGUAUUGUCCUUGUGGCUACUGACGCCAGUUCCCUUGUCUGUUACAUUACCCGCUUCACGGAAGAAGCGUUUGCCUCCCUGAUUUGCAUUAUUUUCAUCUACGAAGCCAUAGAAAAGCUGAUUCACCUGGCCGAGACCUACCCCAUCCACAUGCACAGCCAGCUGGACCACCUGAGCCUGUAUUACUGCAGGUGUACUGUCCCAGAAAGUCCCAGCAACCACACCCUACAGUACUGGAAGGACCACGAUAUCGCGCCCACAGAAGUGCACUGGGCCAACCUGACUGUUAGUGUAAGUCUGGGAGCUGCGUUACGGCACCGUGACUGCCAGGAAUGCCAGGAGAUGCAUGGAGAGUUCACGGGAUCUGCGUGCGGCCACCAUGGACCCUAUACCCCUGACGUGCUCUUUUGGUCCUGCAUUCUCUUCUUCACCACCUUCAUCCUCUCGAGCACCUUAAAGACGUUUAAGACAAGCCGCUAUUUCCCAACCAGAGUACGCUCCAUGGUGAGUGACUUUGCUGUCUUCCUCACUAUCUUCACAAUGGUGAUCAUUGACUUUUUGAUUGGAGUCCCAUCACCAAAACUUCAAGUUCCCAGUGUGUUCAAGCCAACAAGGGAUGAUCGAGGGUGGAUUAUUAGUCCCAUUGGCCCCAAUCCCUGGUGGACUGUGAUAGCUGCAAUUAUCCCGGCUCUUCUCUGCACUAUCUUAAUAUUCAUGGACCAGCAGAUCACAGCUGUCAUCAUUAACAGGAAGGAACACAAGCUCAAGAAAGGCUGUGGCUACCACCUGGACCUGCUGAUGGUGGCCAUCAUGCUGGGUGUCUGCUCCAUCAUGGGCCUGCCCUGGUUUGUGGCUGCAACUGUCCUGUCCAUCACACACGUGAACAGCCUCAAACUAGAAUCUGAGUGCUCCGCUCCUGGAGAACAACCCAAGUUCUUGGGCAUCCGAGAACAGAGAGUGACAGGCCUUAUGAUCUUUGUGCUGAUGGGCUGCUCUGUCUUCAUGACGGCCAUAUUAAAGUUUAUCCCGAUGCCAGUCCUCUAUGGAGUUUUCCUCUACAUGGGAGUGUCCUCACUACAAGGAAUUCAGUUCUUUGACCGUCUGAAGCUCUUCGGGAUGCCAGCAAAGCACCAGCCGGAUUUUAUCUACCUUCGGCACGUGCCCCUGCGCAAAGUGCAUCUCUUCACCCUCAUCCAGCUCACCUGCCUUGUCCUGCUCUGGGCCAUCAAGGCAUCUCCAGCUGCCAUUGUCUUUCCCAUGAUGGUUUUGGCGUUGGUCUUUGUCAGGAAAGUCAUGGAUCUCUGUUUCUCUAAACGAGAGCUGAGCUGGUUAGAUGACCUCAUGCCUGAAAGUAAAAAGAAGAAGUUGGAUGAUGCCAAAAAGAAGGCCAAGGAGGAAGAGGAGGCUGAGAAAAUGUUAGAAAUGGGGGGAGACAAGUUCCCCUUAGAGAGCAGGAAGUUACUAAGUAGUCCUGGAAAGAACAACAGUUUCAGGUGUGACCCCUCUGAGAUUAAUAUAUCUGAUGAAAUGCCUAAAACUACAGUCUGGAAAGCUCUCAGUAUGAACUCUGGAAAUACAAAGGAAAAGAGUCUCUUCAACUGAAAGUCUUUGCUGGGAAGGAAGAUUUGGGCCAUGAGGUGCCUCAGGGAAGUUCUGGUUACAGAGAAGAUGGUGAGUCUCUCAGAGAAGAAGGAAGACCCAGUCUGGCGCUGUCCGUGGUCCUGUCAAAGCCAUGCCGAAGCACGCAGUUAUCCGUGCUGGGCAUUGGAGGGCAGCCAGCCAUCCCCACACCAGCAGCCAGUCACCAGAUGUGAACGUGGGAGCAGAAGACCACGUCCUGUUGGUACUUCUCUUCUCCCUUUCUCUUUCUCGUCAGAACUGCCACCCGUGAAGACCCAGCUUCCCAUCUUCCAGACAUUUUCUCUGAAACUCUCUGCCGGCCUGCAGAGCCAUAUGGAUCCAUUCUCCCACCGAGGAUUCCCUCAAUGAGCUCCCUCGUCCUAAAAGAGGGGGCGGGGGAGUAGGAGGAGAGCAGAGAGAAAAGGGAAGGCUCUCCAGUCCCGUAGAAUCCACAGGCUCCGAGGCAGUCCUGGGCCUUGGUUUGAUGCCUCCUCUGGGGGAGGCUGGUCAGACCCAGAGGCUGUCAGGAGGGACUGCCACUAGGACGGUCAGUGACUGACCUGGGCAUCGGCAGGGCCUACCACUGAGGCCAGAAGAGGCCUCUGCCCCAGGCGUGUCUGUAUCGCUCCCUGGCAGCAGCCUGCCUAACCCGGCAAGAACCUUGGAUGAUGAAAGGGCCACAAGGGACACUGGCGUUGUUUAGCUCAGACAGGAAAAAGCUCGGGGGAAAAUCAGGAAUGAUAAGUGAGGACGAGCAGCGUCUCUUGGUUUCGUUGAGGGUGGACUAAGGGAAUGAGCUUCAGUUGCUACGGAAGGAGUUGGUUUAGACACCAGGAAGGGCUUCCUCGCCUGAAGAUUGGUCAGAGUGUCUGCUUUCUAGACACCUGGGAAAUGUUCGAUAGUAGUCGUUUGUGAGUAGAGAGGGAGAUAAGGUGUUUUUAUCGGCCAUGCUGUGGAAACAUCCAUGUUUUGCUGCUGUCUCUUGAGGAUACAUUCUGAUUCCACUCCAGGAGAGAUCCAAGUGCUUACGUAAUGUCUCCUUAGCUGCCUUAGUAGCGAACCAUCGUCAACUCAAUGGACCCACACCACCUCCAGCCAUGUGGUUUUUUCAUCAUCAUGAAUUUCUUUGGUUGACAAAUGUUUUGGCUCUCAGAGGUAAAAAGCCACACUGGGAAAUGAACCGCAAGUGGUGAAAUUAAUUUUGGUAUUUAGUUGAAAACGAUAUUUAUAGUUUUUCUCUUCUCUUCUCAGUUGUGAUGACUAGCAGGGGUUUGGGCUCCAGUGUGUGGAGGUCUUCCCUUGUUUUGUGCACAGAAUGUGACCAGUAAGCAUGUCGGUACCCAGGGAAUUCGAUCACAUCAGUUUUCCGCCCCAGAAAAUCUUUGUACAGUGGGAUGUUCCUACGGGUUGCUCUCCUUUCUUUUCAUAGGUGAAGAGUUGGUCACAAAACUUUGUUGAAUUUUGCAUUCCUUUGACUUUUAGAAUAUAUCAGUGUAGUCUAGUCUUACUCUGAGGACUUUUGAAAUUGAAGGAAUCCUGCGUCUCUUUAACAUCUCCCCACCCCCUAGAACCACACCGAAUCCUGAGUCUCUUUAACAUCUCCCCAUCCCUAGAACCACACCGAAUCCUGCGUCUCUUUAACAUCUCCCCAUCCCUAGAACCACACCGAAUCCUGAGUCUCUUUAACAUCUCCCCACCCCUAGAACCACACCUAUUAGUACACAGAUGAUUUUCAGAAUAUUGAGCAACUGGUACAGGAUGGACGCCAACCACUCAGAACGGAUGCCGACUGUAAACAGGCAGGUGGGCGCGGCCAUGCCGCUGCCUCUCGGCCGAAUGCCAUGCUGCUUUCAAAAGUUAAAACGACAUCCCUUUGAAUUGUGGGUAUUGCUCCUGGUUUGAUUUCCGCUCACAAGGCUGUUUUAGGGACAGCCUUGGCUUCCCUUCAUAUGGUGCAGACAGGAACAGGCAUGCAUCUUUGAACUCUAUGGGCAUUACAAUCUUUGCGAGCCAAAGCUUCACGUUUUAUCACUUUAGGAGAAAUGUAAUGAUUGUACGCAUUUACCUACCUAAUGUAGAAAAAUCAGAAGGCAACCUGUCAAUGGGAAAAGCUUUCCUGCUGACUUGCCGUGUCUCUCUCUGGCUGCUUCUUUGAGCUUAUCUCUUUCUUCGUCUUCCUUGUUCCCUGAGAACACUCUCACUUUCCUCCUCCAUCCUGCCCCUCCUAUCUUUUCCUGCCACCUCUGUGGAGGAAGGUUGGUGACUGUUUCUCCUGUUCCCCUAGUUUCCACACAGCUGUAAGGGAUGUGGCAGAGAAAAGCCUAUCAUACAACAAGUUAGGUGACAAUAUCACUCAGAAAAAUCUCUGUCCUAAUUAUCGAUCUCUCUUGAUGCCCUGUGUAUGCUAGGCCUCUCGAGAGCAGGAAACCUGUCUUUGUUAACUGUGCGCAGCGCAGUCACAGGACCAUGCGUGUACUUCCAGGUCCUUCCAGAGCCAGACCCUCCCAAGUUCCUGCACCUUAGGAAUGUUAGUUACUUUGGAAGCCGUGCCAAUCCUUUUAAGCCAUUACAUCUUUCUCAGAUUAAUAGCCGGCCUCAUUUCUGCUGCAUCUCAAUGGUAGAAACCAUUCCCUACCCUUAUGGUCUCUCUUUUCCCAACUCCCACCAAACACUCAACCCCAGUCCUACCCGAAUGCUACCUCGCUCACGUCUGUGGCUGGUGGCCGUGGUGGCAGAGCCAAGCUAGGCAGUGUUUGGGGUAGGGAACUAGGAGUGGAGGCGAAUAUGUCCGGGGGGGUGUGUGUGGGUGUGUGUGUGCAUGUGUACUUUCACUGACAAAUGCAAGUGGGUCCAUGAGAUGUCCUUGCUGCUAUUAAAUAGUUUGUGUACCUAAGUUGGGGGGACAUAAAAAAAUAUCAUUCUCCUCUCUUGGGUUUCUCAGAGUUCUCUGACAGAAUAGCUUGAUGACGAAUAUAGGCAGAUUAGUCUAUAGGAAAAGCUGUUUAAACUCAGUGUUGAGGAGAAACUGACUUUGGGGUAGAGGCAAGGCAGAUAGUUCACUUGGGCCUGAGAAGCAGUCUGCCUCUUUUAUGACAGGGGGGAUUUCAGGAAUGGUUGGAGUGUUGGUGGGCCCGUGCCCUGAUGGGCUGGCUGUGUCGAGGUGGGAAGGGAGGGAGGUCACGGGCUUAAGAAAGUGAUGGUAGGUGAAAUCUUGGUUCUAGUGGUAAGAACGGGUGUUGCAGGGUUACUUCCUAGCUCAUGACUUUGAGGGGAAGUGUUGAGCUAGAGAGAAGGGGAAGACCAGCCAUAUGCCGUGAACUUGCCAGAUCUGUUGGGUUGCAUAAAACGCAGGCUAACUCUUUGUGACUAUGUAUGAUUUCUAACUUCUGAUGAUGGGAUCAUCAGGAGAUCUGGUCUUUACGCAUACAGCUCUUGUCCCCACCUCCUUAGUCAUAUACACUUGCCUUUGGGAUAGACAGGUAGUGAACAAUUUAUUCCAAAAGAUGGUGUGAAUAGUUGCUCUUUCUCUUUGUCUGGGAUGUGACUGGCUUUUAAAGUAGUCAUAAAUGUUUGAUAAAAAUCUGAUAAAUGCUAAGUCUCAGGUGGGGUUGACAUCUAAGGCUAUGACAACUGUGACCUUUAAGAGGUCUCUGAUUUUAGGAAUAUGUGCUUUCUGGUCAUCCCGAAAAGACAAUGCCCAGUUUUACUUAAUUUUCUCCUUACUCAGCUCUCUAGACUUCCGUCUCAGGAGAAGAAUCAGCAGUUCUGUCUGCAUCUUCUCUAUCGACUUCACUGUCCAUGUUCUGAGUCUCUCAGUUUUCCUGAAGCCUAGGAGAAGGUGUGACCCCAAGGCCCCCAGCUUCCCUUUAACCGGCAUCAGAAGUCCCAUCCACUCUGUUCUCUCUGCUACUACAACAGCUUCUCUAAAUUUCUCCUUCCGCUCCUCCUCCUAGGACUUUAAAGCAGUCUUUCUAGUUUGUCACUGCAUUUUCCUCGGACUUCUCUGGUUUCCAAGCCACAUCCCGGCAGGACAUUCAGGAACCCCGCACUGAAUGUUCUCAGCCUUCCUGACUUUCUUUUGGUUGCAGCUGUCAGGGCUCCAUGAUGCAAAAAUCCUUCCUGCGGGCCCCGACCGGCCAAAUGAGACAUCCUCCAAGUUCCACCCCUUUUACUGACUCAGCUUCCUCCAGCAGCCUUUCUUCUCCUUUCUGCCUGGUCUUUCAAGUUCUCCUUGGAGGGCUGACAUUCUUGGUCAAGGGUCCUCAAAACCACCCCCAGUUGGGGGUGGUGAGAGAGGUGAGGAGGUUGGACGGUUCUGGGGUCCUCAGAAAGGGGACUCUAUGGUUAUUUUCCUUACUUGGUGUGAGGGACUAGGGAUUCUCAAGCCCUCAAGCUCAACCAUAUUUCAGGGUAAACAGGGAAAGACACCCCAAAUUGAAGUGGUUUUUCUACCAGAUCUAUUAUUUUCAAUUCUUGGUGCCCUUGUUCUCAUACCUUAAUCAUAAAGAAUGGGCAGUUGACUAGGUUAACACUUCUUUACCAGAAAGGAGGCUAAUUUUCAUAAGCAAAAGAGGUGUGAAGGAACCGUAUCACUGCAGGAGGCAUGAGAAGAGGAGAGGAGCGUUAUGUGGAUCUCUUCAACAGGAAAAGUCAGAAAGUGGAAUGAUUCAUCCACAGGCACAAUUCCUUUAGGAGGUUCUGUGCUCAAAGGGAAUAAAUAGUUUCUGAUCCUUCCGAAAAGAAAAGGAAUAGCAUUUUUCUCAAACCUGACCACUUUCAGCACUGGAGAACACAGAACUUCUUCUUCUAGCUGAUGGCAUUAAUAUUUCCUGAGAAAGAGAGACCCCCUCCCGCGGCACUCUUCCGAGGCCCGCAGGCAUCAGCAGAGCCGGGGCUUCUCUUAGCGGGUUCGCGAAUGACUCCAGCAGGCAGGUUCUCACACACGCAACAAUGUUGGGAACAGAAGUACCACACUGAAUGUGCAAUUACUCCUUUUGCAAAAGAGGCCAAAAUCCUCCUCCCCACUCCCUUCUCCCAUAUUCACUCCUCCAAGAUGAUAAGCCUCCCUCGUGUGUAUCUGUGUCUGUCUGUGUGAUUGGUUAGCUAUGGCUGCCCGAAGCUAACGGCGUCCGGUGGAGAGCAGAGCACCCUUCCCACGGAGGGGACAGCUUGAGGUGCUGGUACAUUUCCUGGUUUUCUAUGUUCUUCUUUCUAGUAGGUCUCAUGUAGAGAUAGAGAUAUUUUUGUUUUAGAGAUUCCAAAAUAUAUAUUUUUAGUGUAAGAAAUGGACCCUCUCCACACUCCACGGUGUAAAUAGAACCGAGAACAAAUGUGUUGUUGUGAUAACCCCAUAGCAAUCUGUGGUAGGAAUAGGACCCUCUCCCUUGCCACCAAGUCUCACGGUCUGCGUCUGUGACCCAGGGGAGGUGACCGCGACACCUCUGUCUGCCCAGACCUUCCUGUGCUCAAUGGGUGGAAAAUAAAGUCUGUGUAAACUGUUCACACCUGUGGUAUUU